Messenger RNA from Diabrotica virgifera virgifera (western corn rootworm), 1274 nucleotides. Its product is annotated as lipase 3-like. The transcript has 7 exons. Bases 62 to 1264 code for a protein of 400 amino acids. Gene Ontology annotation, molecular function: hydrolase activity, acting on ester bonds. The record is from RefSeq and is a predicted model, not a curated record. Lineage: Eukaryota; Metazoa; Arthropoda; Insecta; Coleoptera; Chrysomelidae.
ACCAGAUUAAAUCAGAUGCAUUUCUUCUCCUAUGUCAAGAACGUGUUAAAGAUAAACAAACAUGCAGAUUUAUUUUUCCUUCAUUUUUAUUAGUGUUUGCCCAUUGGGGGUGUUUUUGGAAAAUGUCAGCAGAACUCAAAAACUGAUUAACACGGUUACCUCAAAUGGCUACCCAAUUGAAACUCACCAAAUAGAAACCGAAGACGACUACAUUUUAACAGCAUUCAGGAUACCACAUGGCCGAAAUACCACAUCUUCUAACAAUCUUCCGAUUAUACUUAACCAUGGAAUGUUGGGAUCAGCAGACAACUAUAUUUGGCUAGGACCCCAGCGAUCCUUAGCCUAUAUUUUGGCAGAUGCGGGAUAUGAUGUAUGGUUAAUGAAUUGUAGGGGAACAUCUUAUAGUAGAAAACAUAAAAGUCUGAGUCCGAACGAGAAACAAUUUUGGGAUUUUUCAUUCCACGAAAUAGGUGUUUAUGACAUACCAGCUGUAAUUGACUAUAUUCUAAAUGCUACACACCAAAGCAGCCUGUAUUAUGUAGGCCAUUCACAAGGAUGUACCACAGUUUUUGUCAUGGGCUCGGAAAGACCUGAAUAUAAUGAAAAAAUUAAGCUUGCUAUUGCUUUGGCUCCAGGAGCAAUAUACAAAAAUUUUAACGAACCUUGGGUGCUGUGGUUACUCAAGCAUAUUCCAAUACAGGAAGUACAGAUGUUAGCUGAUGAACUUCGAUUGUAUCAAAUCCCUCCACCAUAUUUUUCUGAAGAUGAUGUAGCAGACAUGGCAACAAUGUUCUGUGUAGAAAAUAAGUUUCUAAAGAAAACCUGUAAAAUUAACAUGGAAUUGGCGACUAGAUCGAAGGUGGACAGUGUAGAGGAGGAGGACAUACCAUCCAUAUUAAGUACAUUGGUUAACACAAUCUCUGUAAAGCAGGGUUUCCAUUAUGGUCAGUUGAUCCUCUCAGGAAAUUUCCAAAAUUACGACUAUGGGCCAACGACUAACCAAGAGAAAUAUAAUUCAAGUUCCCCUCCGUUAUACAAUUUUCAAAACAUAACGUACGCAACUGCUCUAUUUUCUGGGAAAACUGAUAACUUAGUCACACCUCAGGAUGCCCGACUUUUAGCAAAGCAACUACCAAACCUAGUUCACUAUUCAUCAGUUCCUUUACCGCAAUUUAGUCACGUGGACUUUAUUAUUAGUAAGAAUAGUAAAAACCUUAUAUAUAAACCAAUUUUGAAACUAUUAGACAGAUUUAAAAAUAAAUGAAUUAUUAUGA